UUCGCCACUUGCUAAGGCUUGGCGAAACGAGGAAGCCUUACAUCUUCGGGCUUUUAACGUUCUUCUCUUUCUUUAACAACCAUCUAAGCACAUCGUAGCUUAGUCGAAGCUGAAUUUACCAUAAUAAAUCAGCUAUAGAAACGUGGCUACCAAACACAAGCAAUUCCGUUACUAAGAGUAUAAAAAGAGUUACCAGUGCAGGCAAAACAUUAGUUUUAAACAGGAAACUACACAAAGUAGACAGCAUGCAAAAGACAAUUCUUUCAAUCAUCGCCUUGACCCUGUUUGGUCUCGCCAAUGCACAAAUCAACUCAAGUGGGGCGUGCCCAAGUCCGGCAGCGCAGAGUAACUUCAACUUAACUGCAUAUAUGGGCACCUUUUACGAAUAUGCCAAGUAUCCUUCUGCUUUGGAGGGUAACUCCAAGUGCGUGAAAGCAGUACACACGCAACCAAGUGAAAAUGUGAUGCACACGGUGGAUACAUUGGUUGAUCCAACUACCAACGAAAGCAGCGAUUAUGGCGCUAAUGCCACGCAAAUUUCGAGUGGUAAAUUCACGAUUUACUUCCCUGGUGAAGUAACUCCCACCAGUUUUUCGGUUUUGUCCACCGAUUACGUUAGCUACGCUGUUCUUUACACCUGCGAACCCGCUAGUGGCAACACACAUAACACGUGGAUUUGGAUCUUUACCCGCGAACGAGUACCAUCUGCUGCCACUGUGGCGAAGGCUAAAAAUGUUGUGAGCUCAAGUGGAUUUGAUCUCUCGCCAUUGACUGUUACGGAUCAAAGCAAUUGCUAAGCAGCAGCUUCUGAUAAUUUUUCUUGAAUGCAGAAAAAUUCUAAUUGAGUGGACUGGCUUGGAAUUAUGAAUAAGUAGGCUGCUCAGUCAAACAAAAAGCUAAAUAAAUAUGAAUUCUUAACAUCUGGAAUUAGUAAAAAUAACUUUUUGUUAAAUAUAGUAUCAAAUA
This is a messenger RNA of Anastrepha ludens (Mexican fruit fly), 966 nucleotides long. RefSeq names its product apolipoprotein D-like. Lineage: Eukaryota; Metazoa; Arthropoda; Insecta; Diptera; Tephritidae. Gene Ontology annotation, molecular function: pigment binding. The coding region runs from base 246 to 797 and encodes 183 amino acids. The record is from RefSeq and is a predicted model, not a curated record. The transcript is spliced from 5 exons.